This is a messenger RNA of Alternaria incomplexa, 792 nucleotides long. RefSeq lists its product as uncharacterized. The transcript has a single exon. NCBI's taxonomy places the organism in Eukaryota, Fungi, Ascomycota, Dothideomycetes, Pleosporales, Pleosporaceae. Bases 1 to 792 code for a protein of 263 amino acids. The record is from RefSeq and is a predicted model, not a curated record.
AUGGCUACCUUCACGCAACCCACCCGACCGAUUGACUUUAGACGAGAUAUAGAAGCUUUCAAUCUUUACCACAGCAAAUGCACUACCAAACCAAUCAGAGAGACCGUUGCGCAACCCCUAUACGCUCUCGAGAAUACCGAACCCAUCGUAGACCGCACCCGUACUGUUUACACAAAAUUCCGUAAUGCGAUGGUGGACUGGAAAACAAGGAUCGAUAGAAAGCACGACGCCGAUGCGAAUCGAUGGUACUUUCACAGGAUGAAGAUAGAGUUCAGGGCAGUAGAACACGAGCUCUACGGUGCUACUAGCAAUUUGGCGAGUGCCAGUGAAGGUGAUACGGACGACGCGACUUCCAAAGAAGAAAACCAUGACGAUGAGAGCACUGACGACGACGAAUCUGAAGUGGGCCAAGAAUUAGACGCAUCUGAUGUAGCCCAGUCUGAAAGACCGACUGAUUCCCGCGCAAAGAUAUCGACGCGUACCGACGAAGCGAGUGCCAUCGCUGUAGCAGAGAAAGCCCCAGGUAAACCUUUCACCAAGACCCAAAUGAAGCCGUCUGCGCGAACUACGCAUUCCACUCAACGGCGCAAGUCUGAAGACAUCGAGGUUCUUGGAGAACGAGAGAUACAAAAUAUGCACUACAGUGAAAGGAGGGGGAAAGGCAUUGAGUUCAGAGGAGGAACUGUCGACCCAGAGAAAGCGCAUCUAGAGAUUGGCAAAAGAGAACUAGCUGGUCAUGACGACGACGUUGUACUCAUCGAGCGGGAGAGUAAUGUACGAGGCGCGGCCUAG